AUGUCAAUGACCGGCGAGGAUGCAAUCGCGGGCUUUUUCCUUCUUUUAUUCGGUCUUCUCGGCAUUGUCCUCUACACAGCGAUCACUUAUUCCAUGAUUCGGAUGUCACACGAAAUUGUCGGAUUUCGAUUUCUCAUCUCACAAGCCAUCUCCGAUAUUUUGUUGAUGAUCCAGUUCGGUGUUUGGCCGGGUUUGGUGAUUUUGUGUCAAAAUGAGAUGAUUCCCGAAUCGUGGAGAUGGCAUUUGCAUGUUUAUCUCGAUUUCACAUGGUGGGCUAUGGUGUAUCAUUAUUCAAUUGUUGCUUGGUCUCGUCUCGCCGCCGUUCAAUGGCCAAAUUGGUUUAGAACACUUCAAAAUGGCACUUGUGUAUUGAUUUGUCUCUCGGCUUGGUUUUUGGGUCUUGUUCAGAGUCUCGUCGAACAUCAGUUUCAAUGGUUUGAGCCACUUUUCUAUAAUCCGAAACGAUAUGGAAUGGAUGCCGAUUGGAAUCGAUAUGUCAAUGGUGGAACAUCCUCUUACUAUAUGGCUUUGAAUAUUGCUUUAAUGGUGAUUCCAUUUCCAUUUUAUGCAAUCGCAUUGGCUGUUCUCUUUAAAAGGCAACGAAAAAGGAUUGUCGAUCUCAAAACACGUCCCCCAAAUGGUCGUUCUCCAUCAUUGACUCCAAUGGCCUUUGCUGCUCAAAGACAACUCUCAAUCGAGACUCGUUUACUCAUUCCUUGCAUCUGCAAUACAAUUCUUUUCGUCGUCGGACAGGUAUUUAUUGCCGUUUGUUCUAAACAUGGCAAAUGGAUGAACUGGGCUGUGAUGAUCGUUUUCUCAGCAAAUUCAAUUGCAAAUCCCAUUCUAUAUCUUUUCUUCAGUAGUGUCAUCCGUAAACAUGUUCUAUUCGAUUGUCAAAAUCGUUUCUCUUUAUCAGCAAUCUAUCAAGAUUACGAAUAUCGAUCAUCACUGUCACAGCAUCGUCAAAGUCUUUUGAAAGCUCGAGACACGACAAUUUCUUCGGAUCUCAAUCGAAUUGGAGGAUAUCCAAAAGCGAGCAUUUCAGCU
Messenger RNA from Mesorhabditis belari, 1047 nucleotides. Lineage: Eukaryota; Metazoa; Nematoda; Chromadorea; Rhabditida; Rhabditidae. The record is from the annotation of a GenBank genome assembly.